Xenopus tropicalis (tropical clawed frog) is the source of this 3359-nucleotide messenger RNA. Its product is annotated as gastrula zinc finger protein XlCGF58.1-like. Gene Ontology annotation, molecular function: identical protein binding. The record is from RefSeq and is a predicted model, not a curated record. Lineage: Eukaryota; Metazoa; Chordata; Amphibia; Anura; Pipidae. Gene Ontology annotation, cellular component: nucleus. The transcript has 3 exons. The coding region runs from base 154 to 2367 and encodes 737 amino acids.
CGCUCAGUGCAGCUUGUAGGGGAUCAAUGAGCAGCGGCACAUUUGUAUAAGGAUCUGCCACUGUUUAAUGGGGCCGUCCUGCAGCACGGGGGGCCGGUGAGAGAGUCUCAGCUCCCCGGUCAGAGAUACUGCGCCGCCUGUUCUGCUGCCGAUAUGGACAAAAGGCGACUUACCAGUGAUACCCAGGAUUCCCGGCUGCUCAAGAACAAGGAGGAGAGGAGGAGACUCAGUGCUGCUGGAUACAGACUGGUUCCAUAUGGAUCAGGAAUCACAGAGAUGAACAGGGAGAGGAGAGAAGGGCUUGGUGCAAGGAAGCAGACAGGAAGUGACACAAACAGGAAGUUCCCUACAUGCAAUGGCUUUGUUGCCAGAUCUGCCCACAGUAACCAACCUCCGGUGCUUCAGAAACCUCACGCCCAGGAGAUGAAUUCUGCCCCAAAAGCCCAACAGAACCAAAUGCCCCAACUUUGCACAGUAACUGGGGGGAAGCUGAUUGUAACCCCCAAACUAACAAAACACACACAGCCUGAUGCUGAGGAAAAGCUACAUGGAAGUCAGAAAAAGCGAACUGAUAUUUCAGGAAAAAACAUAAAUUCUACUUUACAUCAAACAAGGAAGGAAUUUCCUAAAACCACAAAGCAGAAGGUGUUUCCUAGACUGUUUAGGGUUAUAAAUCCGUUUGUCUGUGUUAAGUGCAAGAGAAGGUUCGGCAGCAAUGGGAACCUCCUCAUCCAUCAGCGCAUUCACACAGAGAGACCGUUCUCUUGCACUGAUUGUGGGAAAUGUUUCUCCCACAGAACCAUCCUCCGAGAGCACCGCCGGGCUCAUAUGGGAAAGGGACCCUUCCCCCACAGCACUGGGGGCAAUAAAAUCUCAUCAGGUAAGGGCAACUUUCAGAGGCACCAAGGGGCGAGUGCUAAAGGGAAACCACUUACCUGCACUGAGUGUGGGAAAUCAUUCAAAUACAAGUCUGAUUUGCGCGUACAUGAACGCACACACACCGGGGAGAAACCUUAUGUUUGUACCCAAUGUGGUAAAGGCUUUUCCCAGAAGGGGAAUCUUAAUACACAUUCACUUAGUCAUUCUACAGAGAAACCUUUUAGCUGCACUGAGUGUGGGAAAUCAUUCAAAGAUACAGCUCAUCUGCACAUACAUGAACGCACACACACCGGGGAGAAACCUUAUGUUUGUACCCAAUGUGGUAAAGGCUUUUCCCGGAAGGGGAAUCUUGAAACACAUUCACUUAUUCAUUAUACAGAGAAACUUUUUAGCUGCACAGAGUGUGGGAAAUGUUUCCGUUUGAAGCAACAUCUCAAAUCUCAUAUGAAGACUCACACUGGGGUUAAAGAUUUUGUCUGUACAGAGUGUGGGAAACAGUUCACUCAAAAACAGAACCUCCAACAACACCUGCUGAUUCACACCAGUGAGAAAACAUUUGUGUGUAAUGUGUGUGGGAAAAGCCACAGCCGAAAUGAGCAUCUAAAAGCUCAUCUGCGAGUUCACACAGGAGAGAAACCCUUUGCCUGCACAGAGUGCAAUAAAUCCUUCCGAGUAAAGAGUCGGCUCCAUGCCCACAAAAUGACUCACACUGGUGUGAAGCCUUUUCAGUGCAAAGAGUGUGAUCAAUCCUUCACAAGAAAGGAGAAUCUUAAUGCACAUUCACUUAUACAUUCUACAAAGAAACCUUUUAUCUGCACAGAGUGUGGGAAAUGUUUCCGUAUAAAGGGCAAUCUCAAAUCUCAUGAGAAGACUCACACUGGGAAAAAAGAUUUUGCCUGUACAGAGUGUGGGAAACGGUUCAUUGACAAACGCGGCCUCCGCCAACACCAGUGGAUUCACACCGGCGAGAAACCAUUUGUCUGCAGUGAGUGUGGUAAAGGCCACAGGCGUAAGGAGCAGCUAAAAGCUCAUCUGUGUAUUCACACAGGAGAGAAACCCUUUGCCUGCACAGAGUGCAAUAAAACCUUCCGAUCGAGGGGAAGGCUAAAUGUCCACAAACUGACUCACACUGGCCUGAAGCGCUUUCUGUGCAAUGAGUGUGGUAAAACUUAUAAAACAAAGUCAGAUCUUAACAUCCAUCAUCGGACACAUACAGGAGAGAAACCCUACCCCUGUGCCGAAUGUGGGAGGAGUUUUACCACAAAGGCAAGCUUACACCGACACAGUCACACUCACACUGGGAUAAAGCCAUACGCCUGUACAGAGUGUGGGAAAUGUUUUAGAAAUAAGGCUGAUCUGAAAUACCACCAAUCUGCCCAUACUGGGGAGAAACCAUUUGAGUGUACAGAGUGUGGGAAAAGCUUUUCAUCUCAAACAGUGCUUAAUAUUCAUCAAAAGAUUCAUGCUACAGUACCGCUGAGCCUGUGACCACCUGAGCCACCGUCUGCCCCAGCUGUAUUGCACUUAAUGUGCUUUUUAAUGUAAAAAAGCAUGCAAUAAGUGUUAUCGACCUUUAGUGAAUCUGCCCCUAUGUCUAUAACAUCCCUAAUAAGAGGUCUUUAUAAAUUACUAGUGGGGAGAUCAAGAGACUUAUAUCCCCAAGCAAUGAUUGUAAGGAUAAUGCUUUACAUACUAGCAGAGCUAGCCAAUUGCCUAGAAGAUGUUUUAGAACUCAAACUUUCAAAGUAACCAACUCUGGCACAAAUCUUAAUUCCUGCAUGAAGAGUGAAGGAAGAGAGAGAGGUUCCUAAGAGAGGGGUUGGGAGAAGUAAUGUGAUUAUUUCAGAAACAGUACAGAAUUUGUCAUUUAUGUAACCCUUUCUUGGCACACUCACUUCUUUGGGCUGUAUACUUGUUUAAACAGGAGAUUUGGUUCCCUUUGCAAUAGUGAAAGGUACUGGGAACUGGGGACGCAGUGCCUCCACCUAGUGGACACAAGGGGAUUUCCACUAGAAAAAAAUAAUUAGCACACACUUUGCAGCAAGGAUAACGUUAUAGAACCAUUGAAAUAGAAUGUAAAACAACUUUAGGGAUAAUGGAUUUUCCUGCCCUGAGGAACCUGUGCAGUCUAUCCACUCCUGGUACAGUCUCUGUAGGUGCCCAGUCCCAACUUGGAUCCGGAUAGACUACAACCCUUUUUUUUCUGUGUAAAUGAAUGCCUUUAUUCUGCAUUAAUGUAGUUUGUAGCAGUUUAAAAGCUUUUUUUUAAAUGUUUUUAUUGAGUUUUUUUAACAUAUAGAAGUUAUAUACAUCUUAUGUUUUCAUUGUUUUCUGUACUUUUUACAAUAUAUAUAUAUAUAGUUGUCAACAUUUUUGUUCAUUGUAAUUUGCAUUUGAGUGUUAUUUUUGUGUCUUUGCCUUCUAUAUAUGUUUCAGUUUCCAAAAUAAUAAAUCAAUAAAACUUUAACUUGAUGACCCAA